UCAUGGUGGAGAAUGAGCCUAACCUAAAUUAAUCGUGUGUGCUACUUUGAGGUACGAAGUAAUUUACAUUCUUGCAAAACUUUACGUCACCUCGAUGAAGUGAUUGUCUGGAUUAUAUUUGACGAUAACUGCUUUAGUAUAGAAACGUGUUACAAAAAUAUUGCAGAAAAAGUUUAUGGUGAGACUCACGAAUACCCGACAAUGACGAACAGCUGGCGAGGCACGAACAUACCAAGUUCAAAGGAUUUGGAACAUGAUGAGUUUAUCAAACGUAUAAAAAAGUCAUUAUAUUAUUCCAAGUUACCAGUGAUUAACUGCUUGAGUUUACCAGUUACAGAAUUGGCAGCGGAACUUUUUACUGAAAGAAAUGCAUGUGUUUCCCCUUGCUCACUUGUGUUGGCUUUGCUGUAUAUUGAAAGAUUAAAAAAUUGUAAUCCGGAAUAUCUUCAUCAAGUUGCGCCGUCUGAGCUAUUCUUGGUUUCUUUGAUGGUAGCCAGUAAAUUUUUGCAUGAUGAUGGCGAAGAAGAUGAGGUUUUCAAUAAAGAGUGGGCAAAUUCAGGACAAGUGACUAUAUCUCGAAUGAAUAAAUUAGAAAAAGAUUUUCUUGCUGCAAUUGACUGGACAGUGUUGGUGCAGCACCAAGACUUUUGGGAAAGACUGCAACAACUAGAAAAAAACGUGGCAUAUCGAGAAAUACACAAGCGCAGAUGGUGCACAUAUACAGAAUUGAGUUGUCUAAUGAAUUCCAUUCAGUUGAUUAGAAUCGCACAAACCUUAAUUAGUGUGUCUUCGAUCUGCCUGGCGACUUAUGCUGCCGGAUUGGCUACUCUUCUGGGAUCCACUCUGAUUGCCAAUUUUAUUGUGCAAAGUUGCUUACCCGGGAUAUCACUUAAUUCAAGACAACCAACGAAUCUGUCAAUAAAUCUCGCGACAAAUGUUUCGUCAACCGAUCUAACUGAUACAUUGAUAAAUACACGAUCUCAGGAGAUUAACAAUGAUGGUCUUCCAAUUUCCGAUUCCGAGAAUAUUGCAGUUUAUUCUGCAAUUGUGGAAACCGAUAAUGAUGAUGAAGAAGCCAGUUGGAAGUGGUGGCUAAACUCAACGAUGACUUGGCUGCCUGAGUAUUGCUUAGAGAGCAAUGUUGAGGUUGCAAAUUUCACUGACAAAUUAUGCAUUAUCAACAUCGACUUUUCAUUCAAUUCGACGCAAACUAUAAAUAUAAGAAAGUUGGAGAAAAUAAGGAAAACAGAAAAUUUCGCACCGGAAGACUAUCGCCACAAUGUAAAUUGGAAGGAAAUACUAGACACAACCUUAAAUUGGUUAGAACAAAAUUGGAGCGAUCACAUCACGAAAGUGUCUUUCAGUCAUCAGAAUUAAAAAUUUACUAUUAGCUUGCUGAUAAAAAUUUGCCUGUUAAAUGAUCUUUUUCAAAGGAUAUAUAAACCUAUAUUUUUUGUACUAACUUUUUGCAGUGGAAUGUUCGAUACUAACAGAUCUGUUUUUCUCAAUAAAUAUCCGAUAUCGCAUGCUAUAAA
Messenger RNA from Acromyrmex echinatior (Panamanian leafcutter ant), 1535 nucleotides. RefSeq names its product protein CNPPD1. Gene Ontology annotation, biological process: regulation of cyclin-dependent protein serine/threonine kinase activity. Gene Ontology annotation, cellular component: cyclin-dependent protein kinase holoenzyme complex; nucleus. The record is from RefSeq and is a predicted model, not a curated record. Lineage: Eukaryota; Metazoa; Arthropoda; Insecta; Hymenoptera; Formicidae. Gene Ontology annotation, molecular function: protein kinase binding; cyclin-dependent protein serine/threonine kinase regulator activity.